GCUUCCUCUCUUCUCUUCCCUUUGCCUCUUCUCAUAACUUUGACGCUUCUACGACGACGCCGUGUAUUGGUCACCGGAGGGCACCGCCGUCGCUCGCCGCCAAGUCCGCCGGUAUAAAAAAAGUACUCCACUUCUUCCGGUUUAGAACGCUCAUUUUGCUUCCAGUUUGAUGCUGUCUCAUAUUGCAUUCACUCAAUGAAGUUCUGAGAAUAAUCAAGUGAGGUUUUUCUCUCUUGAUGACUUCCCCUGAACGACUUAGGAGUUAUCUGAAACAGGAGGACCAAGACUUAAAAUUUGAUGACGACUGGGAAGGGGAUGAUAAGAGAAAAUACAGGUCAAGUAAGUCAAGGUCUGGGAACAGCGAAGAAGCUGAAGGUUUAGAUAGUAAUGGAAGAAGGAGAAGUAUUGUGGACAGAAAUGAGAGUCGGAAAAGAUCAGGUGGAUCAAGCAAAGCUGAUGUUGAUGAGGAUGACUAUGAGGCCGAAAAGGACUCCCGUUCUAAGAUGAAGAAGAAGCAGGGGGAGAAUACAUUGGAGACGUUGAGCAAUUGGUAUCAGGAUGGAGAACUUGGGGGCAAGUAUGAAAAUGGAGACAAAACAGGGGUUAGAGGAGAAAUCCUAUCUAAUGAAAGUGUCAGAAGGAAAUCAACUUCAAGGUUUUCUGAUGGUGAUGGUUCCCAGACAAGAAAUAAAGGUAAAAAUGAAAAGCUACAUGGUGGGGACUCUGAAAAUGCGCUGGAAAGGGAUUCUCGACGUUUGGAAAGAAAGGAAAGCGCCAGAGAAAAGGGUCAUGUGCUGUUGGACAGCCUUAAAGAUCCAAUUGGAGACAAAAAUGAUAAAUACCCAGACAGUGACGAGAGAAAGAUUGACUGCGAUAGGAGUAAGAGAGGCAGAUUGUAUGCUACGGAGGAAGACAAUGGAGGAAAUGUUCCUAUACGGGAAGAUAAAUUGGGUGUGGAGAGAUUUGAGGAGCUUAGACAGCUAAAAAGUGCCACAAGUCACGACGUGGCUGACAGCCUUGAAAGGUCUGUGGUAGCAGGUGAUGAUGUCAGCUUAGGGGUGAGAGAGAGAAAUAGGAGAGAGAUAGACUACUCUGAUAGGUCCAGGACACCUGAGAGGAGUGGAAGGCAUCAUUACGACUCAGAAAACGUUGAGAUGGAAUAUGAAAAAAGAGAUACUUUCAGAAGGAAAGAACAAGAAAAAAAUGGUGUAAGAGAUGAUAAAUCAAAAGGAAGGGAUGAUGGCUGGAGUGAUAGAAACAGAGUUCGGGAUGGUUCUAAAGAUGGGUGGAAAAGAAGGCAAGGGAACUUUGUUGACAAGGAAAUAAAAGAAGAAACACCUUAUGAACAUGGCAGAGAGUGGGAAAUGCCCAGACGUGGUUGGAUUGACAAUGAAAGGCCUCGUUCUGGUGGUAGAAAAGAUGGAAAUAGGACAGAAGCUUUGAAAACUUCAUCAAAAUAUGGAAUUUCAAAUGAGAAUUAUGAUGUCAUAGAGAUCCAAACCAGGCCAUUUGACUAUGGUAGGGAGGAGGCCAUAUCUUCCGUAGCAAGAACAACAAAGUUUAACCAGAAUUCUGAUGCAAGAUUGCCUCCAGAUGAUGAGAACUGUGCCUUUCCCAGGGAUGGCAGGGGAAGAAACAUGACUUGGCUAGCCCAAUCUGGCCAAGAUUUAAAGGAUACAUCAGGUGAUGGUUCAUAUAGGGAUGAGACUGAAUCAAGGGCCCAGAAAGGAGAUGCAUGGGGCCAAACUUCCAAUAGUGGUUCAGAACCUCCAUAUGGGAACCAAGAACCAACUUCGUUCAAUAGAGCUGUUCCAAUAGGUUCUAAAGGAAGUAGGGUUGGGAGAGGAGGAAGAGGGAGGCCUACAGGAAGGGAUGGCCACCAGUUCGGACCUCCAAUGCCAAUGAUGGGAUCACCUUUUGGACCACUUGGAAUGCCAUCGCCUGGAUCUGUGCAAUCUUUAGCUCCUAACAUGUCACCUGCUCCAGGCCCUCCUAUGUCCCCUGGUGUUUUCAUUCCUCCAUUUUCACCUCCUGUGCUUUGGCCUGGAGCCCGAGCUGUUGAGAUGAAUAUGCUAGGUGUUCCACCUGGACUCCCACCUGUUCUGCCUGGAACUGGAUUUCCCCCUAAUUUGGGGAAUCUGCCAAAUCAUGCUAUGUUUUUUAAUCAACCAGGCCCUGGAAGAGGGGCACCACCUAACAUGUCUGGCUCAAAUUUUAGUGUCCUAAUACCAGCAGGUCGGGGACAGGCUCAAGAUGAAGCUAAUGGAGGUUGGGUUCCUCCUCGAACUAAUGCACCACCUGGCAAAGCUCCUUCUAGGGGUGAGCAGAAUGAUUACUCCCAAAAUUUUGUAGAUACUGGCACGAGGCCUCAAAAUUUCAUCAGGGAACUAGAGCUUACCAGUGUUGUUGAGGACUAUCCCAAACUUCGAGAACUUAUUCAAAGGAAGGAUGAGAUUGUUGUCAAAUCUGCUUCGCCUCCCAUGUAUUACAAAUGUGAUCUGCUUGAGCAGGAGCUCUCCCCGGAGUUUUUUGGGACCAAAUUUGAUGUCAUUCUAAUAGACCCCCCAUGGGAGGAAUAUGUUCAUCGAGCUCCUGGUGUCACUGACCAUAUGGCGUACUGGACAUUUGAGGAAAUAAUGAAUCUCAAAAUUGAGGCAAUUGCUGACACUCCAUCAUUUGUUUUCCUUUGGGUUGGUGAUGGUGUGGGGCUUGAGCAAGGGCGUCAAUGUCUGAAAAAGUGGGGAUUCCGCAGGUGUGAGGACAUAUGUUGGGUGAAAACAAAUAAAACCAAUGCAACUCCAGGACUACGGCAUGAUUCCCAUACUUUAUUUCAGCGUUCAAAGGAGCACUGCCUUUUGGGUAUAAGAGGAACUGUUCGCCGUAGUACGGAUGGCCAUAUAAUUCAUGCAAAUAUUGACACAGAUGUGAUUAUUGCCGAAGAACCUCCUUAUGGUUCAAGUGCAAAGCCGGAAGAUAUGUACCGUAUAAUUGAGCAUUUUGCACUUGGCCGGAGAAGGCUUGAGCUCUUUGGCGAAGACCAUAAUAUUCGAUCUGGCUGGUUGACUGUUGGUAAAGGGUUAUCUUCAUCAAACUUCAGUGCAGAGGCCUAUGUGCGAAAUUUUGCCGAUAGGGAUGGAAAAGUCUGGCAGGGAGGGGGAGGAAGGAAUCCACCACCGGACGCCCCACAUCUUGUUACUACAACACCUGAAAUAGAGGCUCUUCGGCCCAAGUCGCCAAUGAAGAAUCAGCAGCAAAUGCAGCAACAGUCAGCAUCUAUAUCUCUGACAACAACCAACUCUUCCAACAAGCGGGCAGCCGGGAACACAGACCAGAAUAACAACUCACAAAACGUGAACCAAGAAGCCUCUAGCUCUAACGCUUCGAAUCCAGGUCCUUGGGUUUCACAAAUGGAGAGUUUUCAAGGGAGAGAGGGUGGACAUAUGAUUUCAGAUGAUAGGCUUUUUGACAUGUACGGAUACAAUGCAGCCUUUAGAUAGACUCACACUGAAUUUGUGGAGUAUGUGAUCUCAUAAAGCAAUGAAUUUAUUGUAACGAGAAAAUCACAUUAGUUGUGCCAACAUGUCUUUGUAUUCUUUUCUUUCUACGUUAUAAUUUUAUAGGCACGAAGAUGCCUUCAUUUCUGUA
This is a messenger RNA of Nicotiana tabacum (common tobacco), 3645 nucleotides long. Its product is annotated as N6-adenosine-methyltransferase non-catalytic subunit MTB. NCBI's taxonomy places the organism in Eukaryota, Viridiplantae, Streptophyta, Magnoliopsida, Solanales, Solanaceae. The record is from RefSeq and is a predicted model, not a curated record. Gene Ontology annotation, molecular function: mRNA binding; methyltransferase activity. Gene Ontology annotation, cellular component: nucleus; RNA N6-methyladenosine methyltransferase complex. Gene Ontology annotation, biological process: methylation; mRNA modification.